AAGAAAAAUAAGAAAUACGCAAUGCCACUCACAGAGAAGCUAAUUACCACUUCGAUGGCGGUGUCUUCGUCGACCCUACUCCCAUGCCAUCAGAUAUCCCUCACGUCGACGAGGUCGGCGCUACCUCCGCUCCCUUGCUCUCCGCGUCCUUUUUCAUCGGCGCGCGAUGCCAACCAUACAGUGACGAUUACAUGCUCUGUAAGCAGGAGGCUGGAGGAAAGGGAGCUGCGCCUUGCUUGAAGGAGGGCCGGAGGGUUACCAGAUGUGCGAUUUCCGUGUUGGAGGAUAUGAACAAGUCCUGCGCUGAGGUGUUCAAGACUCACUACGAGUGUCUUGAGAAGCAGAACCACGAGCUCUACGCAUGCAGACCUGCGGAGAGGGCUUUGAACAAGUGUGUUUUUGACAACCUGAAACUCGAGAAGAAGGUCCCCGGUUCCGACCUGAAGGACCCUGUGUGGCUCAAGAAGAACCCCGGUUACAAGCCAGACACCGUGGACGCUGAUGGUGUCGCGGCGGCCAAGGCCGCUGGUGUCUAGACAUGAACUGGUUUCGUGGCGGAUACAUUGUACGAAUAAUAUAGCACGUUUUAUUUCAUCUCAAAAUUGGGGAACGCCCUCUUUCCUAUGCCAGAACGCCAAAUAUCAGCAUCUACUGCAAA
This is a messenger RNA of Saitoella complicata NRRL Y-17804, 658 nucleotides long. Its product is annotated as NADH dehydrogenase, alpha subcomplex, subunit 8. NCBI's taxonomy places the organism in Eukaryota, Fungi, Ascomycota, Saitoellomycetes, Saitoellales, Saitoellaceae. Gene Ontology annotation, biological process: mitochondrial electron transport, NADH to ubiquinone. The record is from RefSeq and is a predicted model, not a curated record. Bases 84 to 536 code for a protein of 150 amino acids. The transcript is spliced from 3 exons.